Messenger RNA from Dromiciops gliroides (monito del monte), 8058 nucleotides. Its product is annotated as protein mono-ADP-ribosyltransferase PARP14-like. Gene Ontology annotation, biological process: negative regulation of gene expression. Bases 7 to 4578 code for a protein of 1523 amino acids. NCBI's taxonomy places the organism in Eukaryota, Metazoa, Chordata, Mammalia, Microbiotheria, Microbiotheriidae. The transcript is spliced from 14 exons. Gene Ontology annotation, molecular function: transcription corepressor activity. The record is from RefSeq and is a predicted model, not a curated record. Gene Ontology annotation, cellular component: cytoplasm; nucleus.
GGGACAAUGGAGAUACCAGGCUCUUUCCCUCUGGUGCUGGAGGGUCCCUGGGAUCCCAAUCCCUCCAAGAAGUUGUGUAACAAAUUGCAGUGCUACUUCCAGAGCCACCGGAGAUCAGGAGGGGGGGAGUGUGUGCUCACACCGCAGAGAGACCGAGCUGAGAUCCUUCUCCUCUUUGAACAUGAAGAAGUAAGGCAACGGGUUCUGAAGAGAGAGAACCAUGAGUUAGAAUGGCCAGGACAGGAAAAAUUGAAUCUCACUGUCAGACUGCCUACAGCAAAGGAUGGGAAUAAAAUCAGUGAGAAACCAGUCACAACAGAAGAAUCCAAGAUCAAAGAUGGAGUCCAAGAACAAGAGUCAUCAGAAGACCAGGACACAAAGCUCACACUGGAAAGAAGAUCUGUCCAGAAUGAGGGUAUCUCCAAAGGCCCUGGAACUAUUUCCUCAAUGGUUGUAUUUAAAAAUAUCCAAGACAGAGGGACACAGGAUCUUUUGCCUUUGUUGGUGGAGAAUGUGAGUGGCUUCUCAGAAAGGAGUGGAGACUUUACAAUAGAAAUUAUACCAGAAACUGAUGUUGCUGUGGUUACCUUUCUGAAAACCAUUGAUACAGAGACAUUUACUACUAUUUGUUCCAAGAAUCACAAAGUAGAAAAACUUAAGAUUUCAGCAUCACCUCUAGAAGUGACAAACAGUAUUCUGGUGAAAGACCUACCCCCAGGUGUUAAUGAAUCUUGCAUCACUCUUUUCUUCGAAAACCCAAACCAUGGAGGGGGACCAGUGAACAAAGUCCAAUAUUUUCCAAAGGAGAAUUCAGCCCUGAUUCAGUUUGAUGCAUGCAAAGUGAUUGACACCAUAUUGACAAAGAAACUUCUCUUCAACAACAGUCCCAUUUCAGUGUUCCCAUACUACCAUAGUUUGGGUACUGCUUUAUAUGGAGAGGCAAAGCCACCAGUGAAGCUGCCAAAGCCCUUAAAAGUGCCAGUGGAACCUUAUCUACUGAAAUUCUUACAGAAAGAUAAUCAAGUAAUUGGAGAGAUAACUAGCACCAUGGAGAGCCACCAUUGUGCACUAACCUGGCCAAGACCCAACUGUAAAGAGCCAAAAAUUAUACUCACUCCUUCAGCCACCUUAGUCAGCCAAAGAAGAACAAAGAGCAACAUAAUCAAGACGUGGAGUGAGGAUGUUUCCAUGAGAUUCUCUUGCCUCAUGUCUGAAUACCAGGUCAGGAAGUAUAAUGUGGACCCAGUGGUUUGGGAAGCCAUUAGAGACAGCAUAGAAAAUAAGAACAUUUUGACUGAGUUUGAUAAGCUUCAGGAGACAGUGAUGAUAGCAGGGAGACUGGAGGAUGUGCAAGGGACUGAACUGCAAAUGAAGACUCUGAUAGAAAGUUUCACCAAACAAUUAGAAAGGGAAAAACAAAGUAUAAGAGAGAACUUGACUGUGUUUCCUGGAAGGUUUUCCAUUUUAUGCAAUAAUGGGUUAGAAGAGACUCUCCACCAGGAAUAUCCAGAGCUGGAAGUCACAUAUGAUGCCCUCACAAAGAAGAUUUCCCUGAGUGGAUUGGCUGCAGAUGUGUACAAAGCAAAGAGUGAAAUUCUAGAGAAACUCCAGAGCUUGGCUCAGAAAUUCCUCCAUGUUUCUCCUCAGAUCAUUCAGUUCCUGCAGCACGUAAACUGUGAGACAUUCUCUGAAUCUCUUUUUGCAGCUAAGAAACUUUCUGCUGCUUAUGAGUUGAAGGAUGAAGCAGUUCUGCUGCUUGGCUCCUCUUCCCAAGUUCUUUCAGAAGCUGAGGAACAUAUGAAGAAAGCUUUGGACUUUAAGUGCAUCAGUGUGGUGGACAGUGGGAUUCUUCAUGAUUGUCAGUGGAAAACACUCACUGAUGAUUUAAAUAAGAAAUACAACUGCUCCUCAAAGACUGUAAUAAUAGAAAAGCAAAAUUCAGAUACUGGGAUUGAGAUAAUCAUUGCUGGUUGUGUUAGUCCAGUAUGUGAAAGCUACCAGGAACUUUAUGAAUUUAUAGAAAAAAACACAAAAAUAAAGGAGUUGGUCACUGUGACAUCUCUAGCAGUUCUCCAGUAUAUGCAGGAGGAAAAUAAACAAAUCUGGAAAAAAUUAAGGAAAAAAAAUGUGAAGGUCUAUUUCAAAACUCUGGCCAACCAGAGAGGCAUUUCAUUUAGUGGUCCCAAAGGAGAAGUGAUGAGAGCAAUGGCCAUGGUUAAAGAAACACUAGAUUCAAUAUGUAUUAGAAAUUUUAGCAUUGAUAAACCAGGGGCCAAAUCCUUAUUCAAAGAAAAGGAAGCAUUUUAUAAAAUGGAAGCAAAACAGAAGUAUAGUUGUUCAAUUUGUCUACUAGAAGAUGGAGAUGAGAAGAGUGGGAGCAGUAUAGAUGGGCAAAAGGUCCACUGUGAGAUAACCUUAGAAUCUGGCAUCUUAUUAACUGUUCAGCAGGGUGACUUAACCCAGUUCUCAGCAGAUGUGGUGGUGAAUGCAGCAAAUGAGGACCUACAGCACCUUGGAGGCCUGGCAGCUGAACUCUCUAAAGCAGCAGGCCCAGAGCUACAGAGGGAAUGUGACCAGAUAAUCCAGCAACAGGGUAAGAUCCCUCCUGGCUGUGCUGUUGUCUCAUCUGCUGGACAGCUCCCUUAUCAGCAAGUGAUUCAUGCUAUUGGUCCCAGGUGGAAGCAAGAAGAUGCUCACAGGUGUGUGCAGCUACUAAAAAAUGCGAUCACAGAGUGUCUUACUCUGGCUGGAUACUAUGGGCAUAGUUCAAUAGUUAUCCCAGCUCUUAGCUCUGGGAUCUUUGGUUUUCCCUUAAAAGAGUGUGCAGAGAACAUUGUCUUGUCCAUCAAGGAAAACUUCCAGGACCCCCAAAAUCAACAUAGCUUAAAAAAGAUUCAUCUUGUAGAUUCAUCUGAGGAGACAGUUCGAGCUCUUUCCAAAGCUGUUAAAAACAUCUUUAAAGAUCUUUCUGAUAAAAAUUCAGCGCCUUGUACACAAUCAGGAAACCAGGACAAAAACAGAAAGAAAAAAAUUGAAUGUAGAAAUGUGCUGGCCUCCAUCCAAACUAGAGAAGGUCUGAGCAUCUUGUUGGUGAAGGGAGAUAUUCAGGAUGCUGAGACUGAUGUUAUUGUCAACUCCAUUUCCCCGGAUCUUCCACUUAAUGGAGGAACACUUGCUCGGGCCAUGUUGAAGAAAGCUGGUCCAUCUCUCCAAGAAGAGUUAAAUGCAGUGGGAAAAAGAAUGGAAGUGAAAACUGGAUCUGUUCUCCUGACCAGUGGCUGUAAUCUGAACUGCACCUUUGUUCUCCAUGCAGUAAUUCCUGUGUGGGAUAAUGGAAAAGGUCAUUCACAAAAGAUCAUGGAAGAUAUAGUCAGAGAAUGUUUGGACACUCCUGAGAUUCUCUCUCUAACAUCAGUCACAUUUCCAGCAAUUGGAACAGGAAUAGCAAUGUUUCCAAAAGCCAUAUUUGCUGAAUUAAUCCUUUCACAAGUGUUUAAAUUCAGUUGUACAAGACUUUUGAAAACCCUAAAAGAAGUUCACAUUCUGUUGCGAUCCAGUGACACAGAAAACAUUAAGGCAUUUUCAGAUGAAUUCACUAGAUGGGACAGUGGAUAUAGAAAUGUAAAUCCUACCAAUUACAGAGUUGGCAAGACUGUUGAAAGACAAGAUUUCUUUGGGACUAUUUCUAAUACUACACCAGGAGUUUAUGAAACAACAAUUGGUUCCAUUUCCUUCAUGGUUGCCUCUGGAGAUAUCACCAAGGAAGAAGAAGAUGUUAUUGUAAAUUCUACAAAUGAAACAUUUAUCUACAAUGGAGGGGUUUCCAAAGCCAUUUUAGAAGCUGCUGGACCAGCUGUGGAAUUGGAAUGUAUUGCAUUAGGUGCACAGCCUCAUGGCAAUUUUAUAAUUACACAAGGGGGAAAUCUGAAGUGCCAAAAAAUAAUUCAUGUAAUUGGUCACAAGGAUGUUAAAGAAACAGUUUCCAGUGUCCUGCAAGAAUGUGAACAGAUGAAGAGCAAAUCUGUUUCCCUCCCACUCAUUGGAACAGGAAAUGCCAAACAAGACCCAGUUAUUGUCGCUAAAAAAAUAAUUGAUGCUGUUGAAGACUUUGCAUGGAAAGGGUCUGCCCAAUCAUUAAAAAAAGUGAAAGUGGUCAUCUUCCAGGCACAGCUUCUGAAAGUGUUUUAUACCAUUAUGAAAAAAAGGGAAGGCUCUGUGGUGCCUACUUCCAUGUUCUCUAAAUUAAAAGUACUUAUAGGUCUUGCAAGACAUCAUUUUGUUUUUAGAAAGAAAAUGGAAUCAACUGUGUUUCAAAUAUGUGGUGAAAGUAAGGAGAAUGUUGAAAGCACUGUCUCUUGGAUAAAAGAUUUAAUUUUAAAAGAACAAAAGAGUUACAUCUCCUCAGAUGCAGCCAUCCAAAAAUUUGGUGAAGAGGAGUUCGAAGAACUGAAUAAGCUGCAGAGAAGUUUGAAUAUCACCAUUUUCCCCCAAAAUAACUUUUGUCUACAGGUUGUAGGACUUGCCAGAGAUGUAUUGAAGGCUUCACAGAUAAUUGGUCAUAUGAUCCGGAGAGUAUAGAUAUAGAAUGUAUAAUUAGGCAUAUAUAGAUAUAGGAGGUAUACUUAGGUAUAGAAGAAUUGUCUAAGGCUGAGCUUCUCAGUGGGUUCAUUGAAUGGUAGUAUAAUGACAAUGAUGUUAAACUUUGACUUCUUUUGUCCCUUCCCUUCUUUCUUCCCUGUCCUUUCCUUUCUUGCCUUGCCCUUCUUUGCCCUGCCCCUUAACCCUUUCUUGGCCUCAAUUAAUUCCCUGGUAAAGUUAUGGUCCUUGUAUAACUUUGUGUAUUAGUGCAAAGAUAAUGCUCAUUUACUACAAUAUAAUUUAACCCAUGACUACCAACAAGCCUUUUUUAUAGCCUAUCUUCCAUUGGCACAUCACUCCUUUAGCUUAAAACUUUGGCUUUUAUUGAAAUGCAAAAACCCUAGAGGAAUAAAAUUAAAGGUUUAAUCAGUCAUUUAUACAUCAGAAAACUGAUCCAUAUAUUAACCCAUUAACAUAAAUUAGUAGCUUCCUGGUUUGCAAACUUGUCUCUUCUCAGUUCUCCUUAGUUGAAAUCAAUGCUCCAAAUAACUGUAGAGAUUGAUUACUUAGGGACAAACAGAUAGAAACAAUCUUCUGAAUCUGCCAAAGUUAUUUUAUAAUAGGUGACAAACGAAAGCCUGAAUGAGUUCAUUAGAUUUUUCCAGAAAUCAGGCUCUAAUGGAGGAGCAGGAAGAUGAAGAGGAAUGAUAAGACCUUAUUUUCUUUUAUUUUUUAAAAAAAAGCUGAUUAGCCUAUUGGUGGAAACAACAUAAGCAGUCAUAAGCAUAUCUGAAUUCAACUCAGGCUCAAUUUCCUUAGCCAGUUGUUUUUCCAACUCCACUCCUUACUGAUCAUAAUUGCUGACAUCCCAGACGAUGCCCUAAAAUGUUCCUUGGCUCAUAUAUAACAAUUAAGGCUCUAAGAACAAAUGGGCCUGAACUACUGCCUCUUGACAUAUGUUGGGCUCAGGACAUUAUAGACUCAUUAAGCACUGGCAUAGAUUUAUUUUAAAAUGAAUGUGCUCGGGGCAGCUAGGUGGCACAGUGGAUAAAGCACUGGCCCUGGAUUCAGGAGUACCUGAGUUCAAAUCCAGCCUCAGACACUUAACACUUAUUAGCUGUGUGACCCUGGGCAAGUCAUUUAACCCCAAUUGCCUCACCCAAAACAAAACAAAACAAAAAAAUAAAAUGAACGUGCUCUUUGAGGCUCUUGUUGAGUCUAUUUUUCAAGUAUGUAUUCCUUCUCAUAGUGUACACAAUCAUAUACUGUAUGAGUCAAUUUCAGUAGUUCCCAAAAAGGAACAAAUAAUAACUCCUCUAGUGUUGCAAACAAAAUGCAGGAAAAAACAAUCACUGCUUCUUACAAUCAUGUUGCUACCAUCUAAUAUGUGCAUGCAGGUAAGAUAUUUUGUUUCCAUAUGUACAGUAUUGUAUUUCUCAUGUUUUUAAUUUAACAAUUGUAAAUUUAUUUUUAACUUUCUUUGCUUUUGUUACCAUAGUGAGAAUGAUUUUUUGAAACAGUGUGUUAUCUGAUCCCUGAGUCUAGAUUUAUUCUGCAUGCAUAUUUGUAGUACUUUGUUAAAAUUUCAGUUAUGACAGGUAUAUAGAAUCCUAUCACAAUUUUAAAAUCAUAAUAAUGAAAUGUUUUAUUUCAGAAAUGAGAUCUUCAAUAGUUUAUACUUUAGUUAUAAAGUUGAAAGCUUAUAAAAUAGUGAAGAAUUAAAUUAUUCCUGCUUAUCAUUCCAUUUCCUCAUCCAUAAAAGAUGCCUCUGUAGCCUUGCUUCUCAGACUGAAGUUAGUAGCCUUUUCAGAGGCCACAGAAACAUUGCAGGGAGGCAUGGUGGCACAGCUCAGUCCCAAAUUUCUUCCUCUUUCCUUGGUCCAUCCCUUUACCUUCCUCUUCUUCACCCAUUCUAACCAUUGAUCCACUUACUAUCUUUUGUGCCAUGAUUACAUCUAAUUGUUACCAAGCCUUUUAAAAAUUGGAUGAUGAUACAGGAUAAAGGAACUCUUCAAAAUAGAUUACAAACAUUUUGGGGGUAAGAGGACCAUGGAAUAAAAAUAAAAUUAUUGCUUUAGGGUCAUUGAAGUUAUGUGGACUUUAAAAGAAAAAGGCCUAUCAUGCCCAUUUCCUACAAGGCAUCAGAUCCCAGAAUCACAGAUUUAAUAUUUAUUAGUCAGUGAGUGAAUCUAGAGGUGAAAUUGGAUUUUUUUUCACCAGUCAGAAGAGCAGUCUUCUUUAGUGCAUUAGACUCUCCCAUUUCUAGGAUGAAUACUAAGGGACCACCCGUGCUAGCAUGGUUGUGAAGAAAAUACUUUGUAAAGCUUCAGAAUUUGCUCUUUAAAGCUCAGUUGUGAGAGGGAGCCAUCUCAAGACAGUCUAUUUCUCUUGAAUAGAAGAAAUGCAGUGGUGAGCACACUUUGACCUAAGAAAAGCCAUAAAUGGUAACUAUUGGAGAUAGUUUAUGUAUAGCCUUUUUUGGAGACAAGGGAUAGAGCUUGUUUUUAGUUUAUUUAUAGGAGAGGAUUGCCUUAACUAUGAAUGAAGGAAAUGUAAUAAGGAAAUGGAACUGUACUUGUGUCUUUAGUAAAUUGUUUACAAUUACUGAUGUAGAUCUUUAUAACCAAAGGAUUAUAACUUCCUUACUGAAUAGAAUACUUCAAAAUUGAGAUCCAUAAAGUUUAGCAGUAAAAAGCUUACCUGAGGUAUAAUAAUCUCAGAUAUAACACUAAGUAUGUGUCUUGCUAAUUUCAAAUUGUGUCAUACAUUAUUUCAGAAGCUUAGGUUUUAUAGAUUUAAAUAUAAUUUUGAUGGUCAUUGCACAUUAGCUAUAAUUAUUAAAGUGAAGGUUAGAGUAAAACAAAUGUCAAUUUCAUUGUUGUUUGCAAUAGUUUAAUAACUACUUUACCCUAUGGUCCAUUACUAUUUUAUUAUAGAGGCUACACACUUAGCAUGGUCAUUUAAAACAGUGUGUAAACUCUAAACUAAUAAAACUUCUAAAAUAUGUAUUGCAAGAACAAAUUGGGUUCAAUUUUAUUUUUAGAAAAUAGUGAUAUUUCUUUAUGUCAUGUAUUUGUGCUUUUGUUGGGUUGGGCUCCCAACAGUCUUUAUCUUAGAGAGUUUUCUGAGCCUCAGUAAGAUUAACACAGCAAGUCAAUGUCAGAGUGGAUUUGAACUCAGGUUUUCCUGACUCCAAAUCUAGCAUAUAUAUCUGUAAGACUUCACUCAUUAACAACAAAGUAGCAUGUAAGAAUUUAACUUAUUAAUUUUGUGGCUUUUUAAUAAAAAAUACUGUUGCCUAUUGAGAGAGCCAUAAAAACAAUAAAAUAAUGCUUACGUAGUAUGAAUAUUUAUUAGAAUUCUAUGAUAGUUUUAUUCCAAAGAACUCAGAGGAUAUGUACAAACUUGAAAUGAGAUGAUUCCUAAGUUAAAACUAAAGCCAAGAGGCUGUUCAUGGAACAAUAAUAAAGCUGAAUAAAA